AUGAUUAUCUUUGCGGUGAUAAUUGUUGUGGGCGUGUUGAUAUAUUUGGAUAUUCGAAAGCCAAAAAACUUUCCCAAGGGUCCAUCAUGGCUUCCAAUUAUUGGAAGUGCACUUAGCAUAAAAAAGUCACGAAACGAGACAGGAAUGUUGGUGAAAGGUGUGAAGAGAAUAGCCGAACAUUAUCCUGAUGCGAAGGAUGUUAUUGGUUUUAAGAUUGGGAAAGAUAAAGUCGUGAUUACCCACUCUACGGAAGCUCUUAUCGAAAUGUACACAAAUCCUGACAUUGAUGGCCGACCUUACGGGCCUUUUUAUGAAACAAGAACGUGGAAUUUACGUCGAGGAGUUUUACUUACAGACGGAGAAUUUUGGCAAACCCAACGUCGCUUCAUUCAAAGACAUCUUAAAGAAUUCGGAUAUGCUCGUAAAGGAAUGCAAGAAAUAUGCGAGAAUGAAGCAGAAUUUUGUCUUAACGAUUUCCGUAAUUUAAUAACAAAGAAAGGUGGAAAGAGUGCAGUUGUAACAAUGCCGAACUAUUUCUCUCUUUAUGUUUUAAACACGCUUUGGUUAAUGAUGGCUGGAAUCAGAUAUAAUUCAGAUCAUGAUGAGAUGAAACUCCUUCAACAUCUCUUAUUCGAAUUGUUUACCAACAUUGACAUGAUGGGUGCAACAUUUUCUCACUUUCCAUUUCUCAUAAAAAUUGCACCGGAAGCUUCCGGAUAUAAAAGUUUCUUGACAUGUCACACAAACAUCCACAAAUUCUUUUCGAAAGAAGUCGAGAAACAUAAAAGGAAUUUCCAUCCAUCAGAUGAACCACGUAAUCUUAUUGAUGCUUAUUUGAAAGUUCUUUAUUCAGGCGAUGAAAAUGGAACUGCUGAUGAAUCUUUCAGCGAAUUGCAAUUGUUAGCUUUAUGCUUGGAUAUGUUCAUGGCUGGCUCCGAAACUACCAACAAGUCAGUGAAUUUUAUGUUUCUACAUUUAGUGAGAAAUCCACAGAUUCAGCAGAAAUGUCGAGAAGAAAUUGAUCGAAUCAUCGGAAGAAACCGACUUCCGUCACUCGACGAUAGAAUUAAAAUGCCGUAUUGUGAAGCUGUUGUUUUAGAAUCAUUACGAUUUUUCAUGAAAAAUACAUUUGGAAUACCACAUCGAGCACUUAGAGAUACAAAACUCUGUAGCUAUCACAUCCCUAAAGACACAAUGGUUCUAUCGAUGUUUUACGGAAUUUUUCAUGAUGAAAGAAUUUUCAAAGAUCCCACGAGCUUUGAUCCUGGAAAUUUUCUAGAUGAAAAUGAGAAGUUAAGCAUUCCAGAUAAAUUUUAUCCAUUUGCGUUGGGAAAGCAUCGAUGCAUUGGAGAGUCGCUGGCAAAAAGUAAUCUUUUCUUGCUAUGCACUACAAUCAUCCAAAACUUCCAUCUAAACACACCACCUGGACAUGACAAACCUUCUGAUGUUCCCAUUGAAGGUGCCACGCCAAGUGUUCAAGACUAUCAAGCUUUAAUAACUCCACGACUCUGA
This is a messenger RNA of Clunio marinus, 1512 nucleotides long. The record is from the annotation of a GenBank genome assembly. NCBI's taxonomy places the organism in Eukaryota, Metazoa, Arthropoda, Insecta, Diptera, Chironomidae.